GUGUAAUGACGUAAUCACUCAUGGAAAAAGCAUAAAAUAUGGCCGAACUCACUUUGACGUUAUCACGACACUCGAAGGAUGUAAACUGUUGUGUAUUUUCACCAAACAGUAGCAUUCUAGUGUCAGGAUCUAGUGAUAAAACAGUAAGGCUAUGGGACAUUCCUGAAGGCACGGAAUUAAAUGAUUCUCCCUUGCAGGGACACAGUUAUCAUGUUUGUAGUUGUGCUUUCUCUCCUUUUGGUACCCUUCUUGCUACCGCAUCAACGGAUUGUUCAGUCUGGUUAUGGGAUACAAGAACUUAUGAGAAAAUAACUGCUUUGGAAGGUCAUCGUGGAGCUGUAAGAUCUUGUGUAUUUUCGCCAGAUUCGUUGCUGCUAAUGUCUGGUUCAGCUGACGAGACAGUAUGUUUAUGGAGUACUAAAACAAAGAAACUAGUACGGCGUAUUGAAGGUUUUGAAAGCAGUGUGAUGACAUGUUCUUUUACUCCCGAUAAUCUUUACAUUCUCGCCGGUGUGAGCAAUGGUGAAGUAAGUUUAUGGGAAGUACAAAGUGGUGUUUGCAAAGCGUUUGAUAAAGAAGCAAAUGACAUGGGUGUAAAUACGUGCUGUUUUUCUCCAACUUUUGGCUCUGCAGGUCCAUGUAACACAGAUACCAGUGGUAGUUCUCCUCAUUUUCUUCUGGUAACAGGUGGAGGCGACAAUUUGGUGAAGCUCUGGAAUAUUUUCACUGCAUCUGCAUAUUCAGACAAGUGUCAUAUUGGUCACCGAGCUACUCUUGUUGCCCAUGAAGCUCCUGUUUGGGAAUGUACUUUCUCAAAUAAUGGAAAGCUUUUGGCUUCAUGUUCAGGCGAUAAAACAGUUAUCAUUUGGAAUCCUCUUGAAGGAACACCAUUACACAGAGUUUUUGCACAUUCCAGAUAUGUGACCUGUUGUGCAUUUUCACCAGAUGGCCAGUACUUAGCAAGUGGUUCUAAUGACAGAACUGUAAAAGUUUGGAAGUUAAAUCUUUCUGAAACAUCGGCUGGACUGAUUGAAAGUGGAAACAUGGUGAAGAAUCUUACUAAAAAUGACACUUACUGCACUACAACAUCAGAACCAAAGGCUGCUGUGAAGAAAUUAGUGGCGUGGACAGUAGAUGAUGUUUGUAUUUGGUUAACGAAUCUAAAUCUCGAACUGUAUUGUGAAAGAUUUCGCGAGAACGCAAUCGAUGGGACGGAACUUUUUAACAUCACAGCAGAGCUUUUAGUGAAUGAUUUAUGUAUUGGUCCUGUGGGUCAUCGCAAUAAGAUUCUGCGCAGUGUGAAAGACUUAAAGAAGAACGAACUUGAUGAUAACAUUCCAGAUGAAUUUCUUUGUCCGAUAACUCGCGAAGUUAUGAUUGAUCCUGUUAUUGCUGCAGAUGGUCAUUCCUAUGAACGAAAAGCAAUUGAGUCGUGGAUGUUGUCUGGUAAAUUGACAAGUCCCAUGACCAAUAAGCCGAUAAAACAUUCAAAUCUCAUUUCCAAUACUACGUUAAAAAGUGUUAUAUCAAGGUACUUUAGUGCAGAGAAUGUUAUAUGAUAGGAACAAUUGUUCAAUGAAUUAAUGGAUAUAAUUUAAUAUUGAAUAUAACCAUUUAUAUGAUUGAAAACUGCUUAACGUUUCAUGAAUAAUAUGAAUAUGAAAAGCUGUUAUUAACUGUAAUAAAUUAUAGAUAGGGAAUUCCAUUUAUAGAUACCUUGGAGUUAAUCUGCCAUGAGUUAUGAUCAUAAUGUCGAUCAUAAUUUACUGCAAUAUAGCAUGACACUGCUUUAUACUAGAUGCUUAUAGAAUAACUUAUAAAUCUACAUCAUAUAUGUUCAGAAUUGAGUGAAUGUAACCAUUAUACAAGAUUGUUUUCAGCAAAAUAUACAUAUGAAAAAUCAUGUAAUAUGUUAGAUAUAUUUCUUAGUCGUAAUUGAAACACGAAUAAAAUGUUCUUGACUCGAUCGA
Molecule: messenger RNA, 1970 nt
Organism: Xenia sp. Carnegie-2017
Lineage: Eukaryota; Metazoa; Cnidaria; Anthozoa; Malacalcyonacea; Xeniidae
Product: WD repeat, SAM and U-box domain-containing protein 1-like
Exons: 10
Coding region: 39-1559 (506 amino acids)
Biological process (GO): protein ubiquitination
Molecular function (GO): protein binding; ubiquitin-protein transferase activity
Source: RefSeq, a predicted model, not a curated record